Zingiber officinale is the source of this 1923-nucleotide messenger RNA. RefSeq names its product double-stranded RNA-binding protein 6-like. The transcript has 3 exons. Bases 292 to 1701 code for a protein of 469 amino acids. The record is from RefSeq and is a predicted model, not a curated record. Gene Ontology annotation, molecular function: double-stranded RNA binding. NCBI's taxonomy places the organism in Eukaryota, Viridiplantae, Streptophyta, Magnoliopsida, Zingiberales, Zingiberaceae.
UUUGUUUUCCUGCUUCUUCUUCCCCUCUCCCUCUCUCUCCUCUGAGUAGAUCUCUCUCUUCCUCUAUUUCUGCUUCUCUGCUGCGGCGAGAGGAACCCUAGGGGAAGGCUUAAGCUCUUCGGCUGAGCCGUCAAUUCUGCGGAACCCCUGAAGAUGCCACCUUGAGCUUCCAUCCGCCCUCCGCGGCGCUGGCGCCUGGAUCUGGACCGCCGGGAGUCGGAUCUUUGAUUUUACCCUCCGACAGUCGGAGAUCUCGGUUUCAGCACGUUACUGGUGCUGACGGAGGCGAGGAUGUAUAAAAACCAGCUGCAGGAGCUGGCACAGCGGAGCUGCUUCAACCUGCCGUCAUAUACGUGCAUACGGGAGGGGCCGGAUCACGCGCCGAGGUUCAAGGCGACCGUGAACUUUAAUGGGGAAGUGUUCGAGAGUCCGAGCUUCUGCUUAACGCUGCGGCAGGCGGAGCACUCGGCGGCGGAAGUGGCGCUCAACGCGCUCUCCCAGCGUGGACCCUCCCAUUCCCUAGCCGCCCGGAUCUUGGAUGAGACGGGGGUUUAUAAGAACCUUCUACAGGAAAUUGCCCAGAGAGUUGGUGCACCUUUGCCUUCAUAUACAACAGUCCGGUCAGGUCUUGGACAUCUACCUGUUUUUACAUGCUCGGUGGAACUUGCUGGAAUCAUAUUUACAGGUGAACCGGCUAAGAAUAAGAAGCAAGCAGAGAAAAAUGCUGCUUUAGCAGCAUGGUCAUCAUUGAAACAAUUGGCUAAGGAGACUGCAAGCUCAUCAAAUGAACAGCCGAACAGCGAUGAGCAGGAGCAGAUAACCAUUGCCAGAGCUCUUCUUCAAUACCGCCUGAAGGAAAAGAUAGCCAUGGCCAAUAACCCUAAUGCAACUCCUUUUCCAAAGAAGUUUCCAAUACAACCUGACAAAAGACCCUCUUCCCUGCAACAACCUCCAUAUGUUUCGAAGAUCCUACCUCUCAUCCGUCAGAAACCUACUACAAGAGUCCGCGCAACAUCCCCUGGAAUAAAAGAUGCAACUCGUACGUCAACCUACCAGCAGGGAGAGUAUCAUAGUUUCAGGCCUCCGCACUUCCCAGUUCAUGGAGCAGCACCAUAUUUUCCAGUGGGGCACUUCAAUAGGUCUUGCCAUGGCAUGGCACCCCCUGUGACAAUUAGGACGGCGGUGCCAGUCUUCUCAGCCCCACCGCUUCAACCACCAGCACCACAGGUGUGCCCACCUCCUCCUGGUAUUGGUCACACGCAAAUCCGCCUGGCCUCCCCUGUUCGCAUUCGACAGGCUGUGCCAGUCUUUGCUGCUUCACCGCCAGUCCCAACUGCAACUAUUGUGAUCUCAUCUCAGGCAAAGGAAGGAACCCCAGUUGUAGCAUCCUCUCCUUUAGUCAAGGAGCUUGUAUCAGUUAAUCCAUCAAGUAUUCCUGUUCAGAUAAAAGACACAGUGGUGGUUGUAGCAUCAAUCACAUCGAAGAAGGAACUGUCACCAGUUACUGCACCUGAUGAUAUUCCAGUUCUUAUAAAGGAACCCUUGCUCUCAGUUCAGAUGCAGGAACCUUCAGUCAUACCCAUGGCCUGCCCUCCAAAGAGUUCCAUCCCAACCAAAGACACUCUGGAUGCUUGCGACGCAAAGGACUUGGCAGAGUCUGAAUCUACUGCAAUGGAGAGCCUGAGACGACUAGAGAUAUGAAGCACCAAGAAUCACUUGGCACCCAUGCCUUUCUUGCUUCUGAGUUUGUUAAUUCGCUUUGUUUAUCACUUUAGGGUGUUAGGCUACACUCUACUAGGAUGUUAGCAAGUAGAUGCAAUCUCAAACUUUAGGCCAAUUCGCACGACAAGAAGGUUCCCAGCAAGUAUGUUCUCUGUACAACGAGUUUACUUAUGUUUUGUCUAAUGUUGAUAAUUGCCUUCA